AUUCUUUUAAAGAAUUAAAGCACACUCACUUAAAAACAAGUAGUAUAGCGUCCACAUCUACAUUUGUAGCAGCUUUUUAUUGUCCAAUUAAUAUUUACCUUUUUUUUUUUGCUUUGUUUUUACAACAUUAUAGUCGAGUGGAACUAUAGUUUGAAGACGCUUGGCGAACACGGAAGGAAUAAACCGCGUACCAACGUGUUUACCCAUUUACCUUCUUGACCCCAGGCAUAAAUUUGGUUAAAAGUAUGAAGUGUUCGACCUGAAACAGAGAUGUUCUCUGUGAUAUUUAGAAGAAGCACCUUUGCAGCCCAGAAGGUGUGCCAUUGGGCAGGCACUCCACAAAGAUGCUGGACGUCAGCUCCUGGUGGUGGAUCCAGCUCCCUGCAGACCUGCUGGGCUUCAACAGCAGGACUGCCAUUUUCAGAAAAGGACGACGGACGAGUAAAACCUCCUGCUGUCCUCGGUGUCAGGAGGAUUGAGCUCUUCCAGAAAACCCAAGCCUCUCCUUUUUUAGUGAGGAACCAACAAUUCCACUCUUCUGCUGCACGGCUGAAGAAGCGAGUAAAGAUUGAAGCACCGAGGGAGCUGGAUCUGCUGCGCUACGACAUGAAGUACUUGUUUACAGGUCCCAAACCUGCCCUGUAUCUGGGGUUUGCAGGGCUGAUCCCUUUUGCCGUCCCCACUCUGCUCAUGGCUAUGACCGAGAUCUACUUCUCAGAUUUGGCCUACGCUCAGUUAGCUUACGGCGCCUCCAUCGUUUCCUUCCUGGGCGGAGCUCGCUGGGGGUUCGCUCUUCCUGAGAGCAGCCCGGCCAAACCUGACUGGAUCAACCUGGGCAACAGUGUGGUUCCCUCCCUGUUCGCCUGGGUGUGCAUGCUGAUGAGUGAAAUUCAUACUGCAGGCACCAUGGUGAUCAUAUCACUCGGGGUCGCGCUACAUUAUGACCUGUCUCUGCUGCCCACUUACCCCAGCUGGUUGAAAGCUCUGCGCGCCGUCCUGACCAUCGUGGCAUUUUUUUCUCUUCUUGGUACCCUCAUAAUCAAAGAAGUAUACCCAGAAAAGAAGCUUUUCUCAGGUUAAAUAGUAUAAAAUAAUGAAUAUUGGAGUUUUCUCCCCCUCUUCUGUUCCAACAGCCAUGUCUGCUCAUGAUCUGUGUGUUGUUUUUUAUAGAUCAUGCCAAAACUUGGCCUUGAUCUAUAAAAUGAGUAUAUUGUAACUCUGUAAAAGUAUAACAGAAUAGAAAGUAACAACUAAUGUGCAUCUCUCAUAAGCAGGAUGCAAUGAAAGGAUAAUCUUGUUUCCACAGAAGGACAUACAGGUGCAUCUCAGUAAAUUAGAAUAUUGUGGAAAAGCCCAUUUCUAGUUGAAGUCAAAUGGCCCCAACCAAGUAUUGAGUGCAUAUAGAUGGACAUACUUUUCAGAGGCCAACAUUUCCAUAUUAAACAUACUUUUUUAAAUUGAUCUUUCGUAAAAUUCAAAUUUUUUGAGACACUGAAUUUGAGGUCUUCAUUAAAUGUAAGCCAUAAUCGUUAUAAUGAGAGGAAAUUAGACAUGAAGUGUUUCAUUCUGUGUAUCAUGGAUCUAUAGAAUGUGUUAUUUCCACUUUUUGAAUUUAAUUACUGACAAAUAAACGUGUCUAUGAUAUUCUAAUUCAUUGAGAUUCACCUGUAUGAUCUGUUUCCUCAUCAGGCCCUGUGAAAAGAUUUUGCAUGGAAGUUGUAUUGUGCCAGCUUUCAAGUUUUUUCUCAGUCAUUUUCAAAGCUAACACUAGGAGUCGCCAAAAUAUAAAAAAAAAAAAAAACUAAGCAAAAUAGACAGAAAAUGUGGUUUGAGCAAAAAAAAUGUUUUUGCUCAAUGUCAAA
This is a messenger RNA of Centropristis striata (black sea bass), 1862 nucleotides long. RefSeq names its product transmembrane protein 69-like. Bases 271 to 1080 code for a protein of 269 amino acids. NCBI's taxonomy places the organism in Eukaryota, Metazoa, Chordata, Actinopteri, Perciformes, Serranidae. The transcript is spliced from 3 exons. The record is from RefSeq and is a predicted model, not a curated record.